This is a messenger RNA of Paramecium sonneborni, 1135 nucleotides long. The record is from the annotation of a GenBank genome assembly. NCBI's taxonomy places the organism in Eukaryota, Ciliophora, Oligohymenophorea, Peniculida, Parameciidae.
AUUUAUUUUACAAAAAUGCUAAGUAUGAUUAUGUUAUAUGAAAGCACAAAAUUUCUAUGAUUUGAGAGGAGGUGAUAAGAUGGGUACCAAUAAUAGAUAGUUAGAAAGGUAUGAAAAAUUAGAAAAGAUUGGUGAAGGUAAUAUAUAAUUCAAAUGUGUUUAGGAACCUAUGGUGUUGUUUAUAAGGCACGUGAUUCAGUGACUAAAGAAUUAGUAGCACUAAAGAAAAUCAAAUUAGAAAAUGAAGAUGAAGGUGUUCCUUCUACUGCUAUGAGAGAAAUCUCAAUUUUGAAAGAACUUUAACCUCAUCCUAAUAUUGUAGGUUUAAAGGAAGUGAUUUACCAACCAAAUGAGAAAAAGCUCUAUUUAGUUUUUGAGUAUGUAGAGAUGGAUUUUAAGAAAUUCCUUGAUUAAAAUAAACACAAUCUUACAAUCAGUCAAAUUAAAGUAUGAAAAACAUGUUGAAUAAUUAGCAUUUUACAUUCUAAAUUUUGAAUGGUUUGAAUUAUUGUCAUUCUCGACGUAUUAUUCAUAGAGAUCUUAAACCAUAAAACAUAUUGAUUGAUAAAUCAACAGGAAUUAUUAAAUUGGCGGACUUUGGUUUAGCAAGAGCUUUUGGUGUUCCUAUUAAAACCUUAACUCAUGAAGUAGAAACUUUAUGGUACAGAGCACCAGAAAUCUUAUUAUCAUAAAAGUAAUAUUCAUUGGGUGUUGAUAUUUGGUCUGUUGGAUGUAUUUUAACAGAAAUGGUUGAAAAGCAUGGAUUGUUUUGUGGUGAUAGUGAAAUUGAUCAAAUCUUCAAGAUUUUCUAAUAUCAUGGAACCCCAACUGUUUAAGAUUGGCCAAAUAUUGCAGAUUUACCAGACUUUAAACCUACCUUUCCUAGAUUUAGACCAACACCACCUGAAUAGUUUUUUAAGAACUUUGAAAAGGUAUAUCCAUUAAUCUCUAUCUUAUAAUAGAUUGGUUUAGAUUUAGUUACCAAAAUGAUUGCUUUAGAUCCAGCUAAGAGAAUUUAUGUUAAGGAAGCCAUGAAACAUCCUUUCUUUGAUGAUUUAAAUAAGGAAGAUCUUAUCAAAUAUUUUCCUCCAGGAUAAUAAAAUUUGGCUAUGCAGUAUGGAAAAUGAAAUUAAUU